Molecule: messenger RNA, 3927 nt
Organism: Setaria italica (foxtail millet)
Lineage: Eukaryota; Viridiplantae; Streptophyta; Magnoliopsida; Poales; Poaceae
Exons: 5
Coding region: 1-3927 (1308 amino acids)
Biological process (GO): DNA integration
Molecular function (GO): zinc ion binding; nucleic acid binding
Source: RefSeq, a predicted model, not a curated record
AUGGCAGGAAAUGAGGAUGAUGGACAAGUUCAUUCACCUCGAACAAGGGGCAUCAUUCAACACUUUGAACGCCAAGUAAGGGUGCAUGUUGAACACCUUGAUGAGGAUGUUCGAGUUACCAACGAACGCCUUGGCCAAUUGGAGGCCACGCAGAUCGACACCAACACCAAGCUGACCUCAAUGGCGAACACGCUUGGGGCUCUUAACACCUCUCUUGUAGGUAUUUUGGCACGUUUGGAUAGGAUGGACCAGGAGGGUCGUGAUGGUUCGGGACGGCGCAACAACAACAACACUGAGGGUAGCAUUGCUGGGCAAGAUGAGGAAGAAUAUUCAGCUGACACGGAGCUUGAUGGGGAGGUAAAUGGCCAACAUAACCAGCAGCAGCGCCGCCGUCGACAUGGUGGACAUGCUCGUCAACCACGACGUGAGGUACGCGACAAUGAUGAUUCUUUAGGGAAGAUUAAAUUUAGCAUGCCCUCUUUUGAUGGAAAAUAUGACCCCAAUGCAUAUCUCACUUGGGAGCUAGCUGUUGAUCAAAAAUUUGCAUGUCAUGAUUUUCCUGAAAACAAACGUAUUAGGGCUGCUACUAGUGAGUUUACUGAUUUUGCUUCUAUUUGGUGGAGCGAAUAUGUGCGCAGCCACCCAAACAACACUCCACAAACUUGGGAUGCUAUGAAAAGAGUUAUGCGAGCUAGAUUUGUUCCCUCUUAUCAUGCACGUGAUCUUUUGCAUAAGCUUCAGCUUUUGAGACAGGGAAACAAAUCUGUAGAAGAGUACUAUCAAGAGUUGCAAACAGGGAUGCUUCGUUGUGGUUUGGUAGAAAAUGAGGAUGCAGCUAUGGCUAGGUUUAUGGGUGGGCUGAAUCGGGAAAUUCAGGAUAUUUUGGCUUACAAAGAAUACAAUUCGAUCACUCGUUUGUUUCAUCUUGCUUGUAAAGCUGAAAGGGAAGUACAGGGACGGAGAGCUAGCACGAGAACUAACAUUUCUGCAGGUCGUGCUACCUCUUGGACGCCAUCCAACCCCGCUGCCCAACUGUACCGAGUCGCUGCCCCAUCUUCAUCAAGCAGCAAACCACGACCUUUGACAACGAACUCCUCACCAUGCCCUCCUGAACCCACAAAGGGGGCAGCCGCUGCACCAACCAAGAGUUCAUCCUCAAUUGCAUCCUCAGGGCGAAUGAGAGACAUUCAAUGCCUCCGCUGCAAAGGUUACGGUCAUGUGCGCAAGGACUGCCCAAGCGCACGUGUGCUAGUUGUGUGUCCUAAUGGUGAGUAUUCCUCUGCUAGUGAUUUAGAUGAAGAAACAUAUGCUUUGCUUGCAGCUAACAAUGUAGGGGAAGAUGAGGAGCACAACAAAAAUGAGGAGCACAUUGGAACGGAACAUGCUGAAAACUAUGAGAGCCUUGUGGUGCAGCGAGUGUUGAGUGCACAAAUGGAGAAGGCUGAACAAAAUCAGCGCCACACUUUGUUUCAAACCAAGUGUGUGAUCAAGGAACGUUCUUGCCGAGUCAUCAUUGAUGGAGGGAGCUGCAACAACUUGGCAAGUGCUGAAAUGGUGGAGAAGCUUGCAUUGUGCACCCAGCCACAUCCACAACCUUACUACAUUCAAUGGCUAAACAGCAGCGGUAAGGUGAAGGUAACACGGUUGGUGAGAGUUAAUUUUGCUAUUGGUUCUUAUCAUGAUUCUAUUGACUGCGAUGUUGUACCCAUGCAAGCAUGCUCUAUGUUGUUAGGACGACCAUGGCAAUUUGACAUUGAGGAGUAUGCGGACAUUUUUCCAAAUGAGGUCCCACCAGGGCUGCCACCAACCCGUGGGAUUGAGCACCAGAUUGACCUUAUUCCCGGAGCCUCAUUGCCCAACCGUGCGCCAUACAGGACCAACCCCGAGGAAACUAAAGAGAUUCAGCGCCAAGUGCAAGAAUUGCUCGAUAAAGGUUAUGUGCGUGAGUCUCUUAGCCCUUGCGCUGUUCCUGUCCUUUUGGUUCCUAAGAAAGAUGGAUCAUGGCGCAUGUUCUCUUUUCUUGGCUAUGUUGUGACCCCACAGGGAAUUGAAGUUGAUCAAGCCAAGGUUGAAGCAAUACAUAGCUGGCCGGUUCCCACAACGGUCACACAAGUGAGAAGCUUUCUCGGGCUUGCUGGAUUUUAUCGCCGUUUUGUGAGGGAUUUCAGCACCAUUGCAGCCCCAUUGCAUGAACUCACCAAGAAGGGCGUUACAUUCACUUGGGCUGCAGCACACAAGAGUGCUUUUGACACAUUGAAAGAUAAGUUAACCCAUGCCCCUUUGCUCCAACUCCCUGAUUUCACUAAAACUUUUGAACUUGAAUGUGAUGCUAGUGGAAUUGGUUUGGGAGGUGUUUUGUUACAAGAAGGAAAACCUGUAGCAUAUUUCAGCGAGAAGUUGAGUGGGCCUAGUUUGAACUAUUCUACUUAUGAUAAAGAAUUGCUUGCUCUAGUUCGGACUUUAGAAACAUGGCAGCAUUAUUUAUGGCCCAAAGAGUUUGUUAUACAUUCUGAUCAUGAAUCAUUGAAGCAUAUUCGAAGUCAAGCAAAACUGAACCGUAGGCAUGCUCGCUGGGUUGAAUUCAUUGAGUCCUUUCCUUAUGUCAUCAAACACAAGAAAGGGAAGGAAAAUGUAAUUGCUGAUGCUUUGUCUAGACGUUAUACCGGAUUUGUAUUUCGAGCUAACAAGCUAUGCAUUCCAGCUAGCUCCGUGCGUAUGUUAUUAUUGCAGGAGGCGCAUGGAGGAGGGCUGAUGGGACACUUUGGUGCAAAGAAGACGGAAAGCAUCCUUGCUGAUCAUUUCUUUUGGCCCAAGAUGAGGAGGGAUGUGGAGAGAUUCAUUGCUCGCUGCACAACAUGCCAAAAAGCUAAGUCACGCCUUAAUCCUCACGGAUUGUACAUGCCUCUAACUGUUCCUAAUGCACCAUGGGAGGAUAUUUCUAUGGAUUUCGUUUUAGGACUGCCUAGAACAAAGAAGGGGAGGGAUAGUGUCUUUGUGGUUGUGGAUAGAUUUUCUAAGAUGGCACAUUUUAUACCAUGUCAUAAGACCGAUGAUGCUACUCAUGUUGCUGAAUUGUUCUUUCGUGAGAUUGUUCGUUUGCAUGGUGUACCAAACACAAUUGUUUCAGAUCGUGAUGCAAAAUUUCUUAGUCAUUUUUGGAGAACUUUGUGGGCUAAAUUGGGUACUAAGUUGCUUUUUUCCACUACUUGUCAUCCCCAAACUGAUGGACAAACCGAGGUUGUGAAUAGAACUUUAUCUACCAUGCUUAGGGCAGUUUUGAAAAAGAACAUAAAAUUGUGGGAAGAAUGUUUGCCUCAUGUUGAGUUUGCUUACAAUCGUUCACAACACUCUACUACUAAAAAGAGCCCUUUUGAGAUUGUUUAUGGUUUUGUGCCUCGUGCCCCUAUUGAUUUGCUGCCUUUACCUUUGGUUUGGCUGCACUUGAGAAAGGAUCGGUUUCCUGAUUUGAGAAAGUCAAAGUUGCUUCCGAGAGCUGCUGGUCCUUUUAAAGUUGUAGCUAAGAUCAAUGAUAAUGCCUACAAACUUGAGUUGCCUGCAGAUUUUGGGGUCAGCCCCACAUUUAACAUUGCAGAUUUGAAACCAUAUUUGGGCGAGGAAGAUGAACUUGAGUCGAGGACGACUCACAUGCAAGAAGGGGAGGAUGAUGAGGACAUCCCUUCCAAUGAUACAACCACGCCUACUAUGCAGCAAGGACCAAUGACAAGAGCCCGUGCUCGAGAGCUAAAUUAUCAGGUUAACUCAUUCCUCACUGUCCAUAAACCCUCAUCUCAGAAUUGGAUGCUACUAAGUCAUUGUGAUGAUUUUAUUAUUAUUAGGAAUGAUGGAGAGGAGCCUAAUGGAUCAACCAAUCAGUUUGGGCAUCAAGAUCACACAAUAAGAAAGCACAAGAUCGGACAUCAAGUUUAG